Molecule: messenger RNA, 1018 nt
Organism: Triticum aestivum (bread wheat)
Lineage: Eukaryota; Viridiplantae; Streptophyta; Magnoliopsida; Poales; Poaceae
Exons: 4
Coding region: 66-542 (158 amino acids)
Source: RefSeq, a predicted model, not a curated record
GGGAGUUCGCCGCGGCGGCGCAGAAGCGCAGUUCGUCGGCGACCUCGCCGCCACAUUUGCCUGCGAUGUCCCUCGUACGGAUCGUGCCUGCGAAUGCAGGUCCCUACGUCGUGGCGCCGCGGGCCACCGUCGUCCGCUUCAUCACCUUGCGCUCGACCGUCGCGCGCCCCGGCCUCGCAGGAUUGUCAUCCCAAGCACAUGGCAGAUACCUUAUGUGCCGAGCGAUGGCCAUUAAGUUGAUAUCAUUAAUUUGGAAUGAGUGGAUUUCUGUUCCAUCAACCUGUCACACUUUACAACGACAUGCGACUGUUCAAACUGCUUGGUCCAGUUCUUGCAAUAAACCUUUCCAUUUAAGAACUUCCAAGCUUGCAGGUUCCCUUAAAAGAUGGAGCAGAACCAAGAGACCUCUCCAGCAGCAACUAGACUCCAUUCAUGCAGAGCUGGAUGCAGUGCAGUCCACUCCUAUUCACUUGCUGGAGCAACUCUCUUUGUUCAAUAUGGGAUUAGUUCCCCUAGGUGAACAGAGCCUUAAGUUUGUGUAGCGGGGUUCAGCGAGUUGGCAGAGCUGACAGUGUCAUGCGUCAUCCUAUGUACUUGCAAAAUUCGACUGGGACUGAAUUAGAAAUCAGUCAAAUGACAGGGGAGCAGCGAAAUGACUCCCGAGCUCAGGUGCUCUUUGAAUCUGGACGGUACAGGUUGGCUUCUGAUGUGUGUCGAUUAACUUUUUGCCGCAGAUACGACUUAGCAUACAGAGGAGAAUACAUCAGCAGGUGGGCCAUACUGUACCGAAAUACCACCGAGAAAGCUCACAAAGGAUCUACUAUUGUACAGAUUAUUGUUCCUUUGUUCUGUUUAUAGAUAUUUGGAUUACUGCAAAUUAUCUGUUUAGAGUUCUGUUGUGGUGCAUAAUUUUUUUUAGACAUGAGCAUUGUUAAAUUUAAUCAAUCUUACCGAUCCCUAAAAAGGAAAACAAAUUGGGCUGAUAAGUGUAAUCUGGGUUUAAUCGGUUGAUGCUUUA